UGCCAAUGCCCCGUAAGCUGUCCUUUGGUUGAUGGUUGUUUACAAUUUUUACUGUUAUAAAUAUAGCCGAUGAAUGCAAUUUGUUUGAAACAAAAUAUAUUGUUUUCUAAGUCAUCCAAUGAUAUCAAAAUUUCUCACCUUAAAGACUCGUAUCGAGCCUUGGCAGAUAUAUAAUGAAGGUUUAAGUUAUAAUAAUUUAUUGAAAUGUUACUUUCACUAGAUCAAGAACGUCGCGACAAGUACGAAAAUAGCUUAAAUUUCAACAUGGACUAUGACAGCGGAUAUAUAUCUCACAAUCCUGAAUCGAAUUUGGACUCUUCUUCCUGCAGCGAUAUUCUGACAGAACAAUCCUCCAACAAACCUGUAUAUUUGAGCGAAGACGCGCUAUUGGAGAAACCCGACGUUCGCCCUAGACUGUUUGAUCUCAGCAUGGAGAUAGACCGAGAGGAUUACGAAGAAACGAGAAACCUUUUCAACUCGUCAGACAUUGACGACGAAGCCUUCAUAUUGCCCAAGUCAGAAGACAGUCAUGAAAUCAGUUACAGUGGAUUCGAUAAGGACUCUGAUAUCUCAGAUAUCGAAAUACCAUGUGCAGCGAAAAUAGUAUAUGGUAGCGUAUCCACUCUAAAUAACAAGAACAACAGUGGGGACAAGUUUGAAGAUGAGGUUGAGAAAGAAGCAAAUAUUUUGUAUUGUGAGGCUGAGAAUGACUUCAAAGGUUUUUCUUCGAGCCAGAAGCAGCAUGUAUCGGCCUUCUAUAACAUUACCAAUACCCUGGCAACUGAUGACCCCAAGAAAAAGUUAACGCUCAUAUUUUCAAAAUGUGAUAAAGAAAAUGUUUAUACUGUGAAACGAAAAUACCGGAGCCUAACUCCUAACAAUAGUUUGACAGAGGAUGAGCUGGAAGCUCAACCGGAAGUUCCUUGCUCUGUGGAAAAAGUUAAUGACAGAGUGUGUUUAGAUCAUAAGGAUAGUGUUUCCGAUAUGAGUAUCGAUGAGAGUUGUGAUGUUGAGGAAAGUGUGAUGCCCUCCAAAUACUCCAGAAGUGAUAGAAAAAAUUCUUUUUCGGAAACACUUUCAAGAAAUUUUGUUUUCGAUUCAGUUGGUAAGCAGGCUGCAGAAAAUACCACAUUCAAACUAGACACGUUUAAACUUCCUAUCAAAGUCCAUGAACCCCUGCAAGAAACCCAUGAAAUAGAACCUACAGAAAGAGAAUCCUGUGGUGAUUCAGAAGUAGUUAUCCCAAGGACUGAAAUUGGGGAAAUACAAAAUAGUACAGAUAAACAACGUGGAACAAUUUUCCCGGUCAUUAAAAUUGAGGAAAUAGGGACUGAAAACAAAGAACUACAAAGUGAUAGAAAUGCAGACAUUGGAACUACUUCUCAAUUCAAUAAAAUUGAAGAAAUAGAGAUUGAAAAUGACAUACUACAAAGUGGUUCAAAUGAAGAUGUUGGAACGACUGUUACAUUUAUUAAAAUUGAGGAAAUACAGACUGGUUCAAAUGAAGACAUUGGAUGUAUUUCCCCAGGCAUUAUCACUGAAGAAAUACAAAUUAAAAAUGACGUGAUACAAAAUAGUUCAGGUAAAGAUAUUGCAAUUACUGCUGCAAACUGUAAAAUUGAGGAAAUGCCAAAUAGUUCAGAUAAAGACAGUGGAAAUGCUUCUUCCAUUAAAAUUGAAGAAAUAGAUAUUAAAAAUGUAGAACUACAUAGUAGUUCAAAUAAAGCCAUUGGAACCAUUCCCCCUAACCCUGAAAUUGUUGAAACACGAAGUAUAUUAAAUGAAGACCAUGAACAGAGAACCUCAUGGGUUAAAUUAGAGGAAAUGCAAAAUAUUACAAAUGAAGACUGUAAAAAUAGUUCGUCGAAGGCCAAUAUGGAGGAAACACAAAAUGAAUGUGGUGGUGGUAGUUCAAAUAAAGACAGUAGCAAUACAUCUCCAACAGUUACAGUCAAGGAAACGAAAAAAGAACUUACUGGUAGUUUAAAGAAAGAUAGUCAAAAUUUUGUUUCAAAGGCCCCUCAAACUCCCAAGAGAGAGUAUAAAAGCAUUUUGAAUGGAAGCAUCAGUCCUGAUUUAUUCGAAGAUGAAGAGACACUUUCCGAGAUAGUUCCCGUUCCUCUACUGCCACCAGCAGUUAAGGAAGAGAAGUACAUCCACAAAAAAGAUAGGACUGUUCUUAGAAGAGCCCGAAAUCACCUUAAGGGGGUUCUUCCUCCUCACAGUGUGACGGUUAUUCACACGUCAGUGUCUGAAAUGUUGAACAAAAUCGAGCUUAACAAAGACUAUUUUUGGGAUGGGUCCUUACAGGAACAGAAAUCUAAUGUUUCAAUGGAGAGUGGAAAUAGUCAAUCUAUGGAUAACAGUGGGAGGAGUGACGAUAGCGGUCUGGGUGGGGAAUCAAAAUCUCUGCUGGUUACAUGUGCUUUGGAGGAUUGUACUAGCAGGUCUUUUCCAAAGAUACUUGAAGAUAGAUGUCAUGGUUUAUAUCACAACCGCAGCAAACUCUCUGAAGAAUUCGAGGACCUUUGUGCAAAAUACGCCCAAAGGUAUGUCGGAGCCGAAACACAGUCUACAUGCACUGUUUUCGAAUCGAACUGUCUCAGCCCGAUGAAGCGGAAGCAGGUAAAACAGCGAUGGGCAGUCAAAUCGCCGGGACGAAGGCUCAGCCACUUGGCCAGGAGGAGGAUAACAUUCUCCAGCGUGAAUUUGCAGUCGGGCAUCUCGUCUUUCGCUGGAUCAAGGGCCAGGCAGAUUUUGGUGGACACAAAGAAAUUGGAUAAUUUUAGUAAAAGAAAAAGCCCAAAGAAAACGCCGAAGAAAACCCCAAGUAAAAGUCCGAGGAUGAAAACUCGCACCCCCAGCAGCUCGGCAAAGAAAAAACUCGCAAUGCGGUUCCGAAAACUAACUGGGGAGAUUGAGAAAACUAACAACUUCGGGGACAGUGACCUGUCCUCAAGAAGAGCCCUGUUCGCAAGUCCGGACUGUGAUAAAAAAUCUAGUCUAUUUAUGCCAAGUACUUCCGGCUUGUUGAAAGACAUGAAAAAACCUUCGUCGAAACGCGCGCUGUUUGCUUCGCCCACCAAAAGACCUUCGCCAAUGAAGUGCUCCCCUUUCAAGAGAUCCCCUUUCUUGCGUUCAUCUCCUUUGAAGAGGUCGCCGUUCAAGCGGCUCGACGCUUACGGCGACAAAAAACGCAAAAGGACCGAUUCGGAAGACACCAGACCUUGCAAGCAGGCUCGCAGUCAGUCAAUCGAAAUCAGACCAUCGACGUCGGAACAUAAGGCUGUGAUGGAUAGGACACAGAGCGAUUCGAUUAUCUACCAGAACAAAAAUCCCGUUGGAGAAUUGAGUGCCGUCCAUAAGAAGAAACUCCAGUGGGCUGUGUACGAAGCGCUGCGCACGCAGAACGUCACUCCCGCGCACGCGCAGUUCAAACUUUUCGCCUCGAUCCUGGCGCGGCUGACGCGCCGCUUCCUGCCCAAUCUGAGUGCAAACGCUCCCCGCCCGGAGGGGGGCACCAGCGAGAGGAUGCUGCGGAUCGCGCGUCACCAUGUCUUUGCAGUCGUCAAGGGAAAGUCCGUCGACGAGAUCUACAACGAGUACGUCAAGUCGAGGGCGCGCCAGGCCAAGCCCCAGGGCUACGUCAGCCUGGAGGAGUUUGUUGAGCAGAAGGAAAACAAGGAGAAUGCCUGCCGAGGCGUCAGGAGCAGCUCCCGGCGUGGAGGGGGAGAAUGUCCGCCUUUGGCCAAUGAGAACAAGAUCGAACGGAUCAGGAAGGUUAUCAAUUUCGGAGAUGACAACAGAUGAUGGACUCGACACAGUCGUUUAGUGCCAAUCAAAAAGUAUCUUAUUAGCUAGAGUUUUUUUGUUUGAAAGUAGGUUCGAAUUUCAUGGCGCUGAUUUUCGCUCCUGGUAUUUGGUGGCUUGCAAGUAACUGUUACAUUUCUCGUUUUGUAUCAUAUAAGGCUAAUGUAUAAAUAAAUAUCUAUAUAGAAAA
Molecule: messenger RNA, 4000 nt
Organism: Leptinotarsa decemlineata (Colorado potato beetle)
Lineage: Eukaryota; Metazoa; Arthropoda; Insecta; Coleoptera; Chrysomelidae
Gene: mi
Product: cyclin E-interacting protein minus
Source: RefSeq, a predicted model, not a curated record